Messenger RNA from Lolium rigidum, 1592 nucleotides. RefSeq names its product ADP,ATP carrier protein 1, mitochondrial. The transcript has 4 exons. Gene Ontology annotation, biological process: mitochondrial ADP transmembrane transport; mitochondrial ATP transmembrane transport. Gene Ontology annotation, cellular component: mitochondrial inner membrane. Gene Ontology annotation, molecular function: ATP:ADP antiporter activity. The record is from RefSeq and is a predicted model, not a curated record. NCBI's taxonomy places the organism in Eukaryota, Viridiplantae, Streptophyta, Magnoliopsida, Poales, Poaceae. Bases 118 to 1278 code for a protein of 386 amino acids.
UAUAUUCGCCCUCCCCCGCUCCGCCUCGCCAGUCCUCUCUCGCUGAAGACCGGAAGGAGCGGAGCCGCCGAGCACCACCCCCGUCGCCUCAGCCUCCGCUUCCGAAGGGACUGUACAAUGGCGGACCGGGCCAACCAGCCAUCUGUUGUGCAGAAGUUCGGUGGACAGUUCCACCUUGGCUCCAGCUUCUCUGGAGUCGUCCGUGCCCGCAACAUGUGCCCGUCUGUGUCAGCCUAUGACAGGCGCUUCAGCACAAGCAGCUACAUGACCCAGAGCAUCUACGCUCCAACAAUGUCCUUCAAUGGCAGCAACAUGGUGUCGACCUCUCCCAUCUUUGCCAACUCGCCACCAGAGAAGAAGGGUGUCAAGAACUUUGCCAUCGAUUUCCUCAUGGGAGGAGUGUCUGCUGCAGUUUCCAAGACUGCUGCUGCUCCCAUUGAGCGUGUCAAGCUUCUUAUCCAGAACCAGGAUGAGAUGCUCAAGUCUGGCAGGCUCUCUGAGCCAUACAAGGGUAUUGGUGAGUGCUUUGGCCGCACAAUCAAGGAUGAAGGUUUUGGCUCACUGUGGAGAGGAAACACUGCCAAUGUUAUCCGUUACUUCCCCACCCAGGCCCUGAACUUCGCCUUCAAGGAUUACUUCAAGAGCCUGUUCAACUUCAAGAAGGACAGAGAUGGUUACUGGAAGUGGUUUGCUGGCAACCUUGCUUCUGGUGGUGCUGCUGGUGCUUCCUCGCUGUUCUUCGUGUACUCCCUUGACUAUGCUAGGACAAGGCUGGCCAAUGAUGCCAAGGCCUCCAAGGGAGGAGGUGAGAGGCAAUUCAAUGGCCUUGUUGAUGUCUACCGCAAGACUCUUAAGUCAGAUGGUAUUGCUGGGCUUUACCGUGGAUUCAACAUCUCUUGUGUUGGUAUCAUUGUCUACCGUGGUCUGUACUUUGGUCUGUAUGACUCUCUGAAGCCAGUUCUCCUCACUGGCACUCUCCAGGACAACUUCUUUGCCAGCUUUGCUCUUGGUUGGUUGAUCACCAACGGUGCGGGUCUUGCCUCUUACCCCAUUGACACCGUCCGCAGAAGGAUGAUGAUGACCUCUGGUGAGGCUGUCAAGUACAAGAGCUCGUUCGAUGCUUUCCAGCAGAUCCUGGCGAAGGAGGGUGCCAAGUCUCUCUUCAAGGGUGCUGGUGCCAACAUCCUCCGUGCCAUUGCUGGUGCUGGUGUGCUUUCCGGCUACGACCAGCUCCAGAUCCUCUUCUUCGGCAAGAAGUACGGCUCAGGCGGUGCCUAAAUGGGGAGAAAUGAUGACGAACAAGAGAACUCUGUUCCCAGUCCUGCCCUUUCAGGAUCUGGUGAACUUUAUCUUUUUAACGUUGAAAGGCAAUAAUUUCUGUAGAGGGUGGAUUUUCCCAACAUUCGUUUUUGGUGGAGGCAUCGAACUCCAAUGGUUGUCGUAGGUUGCGGCAGCAGUCCCAGACAAUUACUAUCUUAGGGUUGAGUUUGAGUUCGAGUAUGUGCCCUGAACCAUAUCGGGCAAUUUUCCUUCCAUACAUUGUCCUCGGAUCAAAUGAGUUAAGUCAAGUUUAAGCUGGUGGUGUUCACUCA